Molecule: messenger RNA, 2160 nt
Organism: Pseudovirgaria hyperparasitica
Lineage: Eukaryota; Fungi; Ascomycota; Dothideomycetes; Acrospermales; Acrospermaceae
Exons: 1
Coding region: 18-1943 (641 amino acids)
Source: RefSeq, a predicted model, not a curated record
CAGCUCACUACUCAGCCAUGCCUCCCUCUCCAGUGCUACAGCAGCUACAAACCCACCUUCAACAGCUCCAAACAGAUCCAUCCACAAAGCUCGAUAUAAAGCUACUGCAGCAAUGUGAAAUCUACGUCGCCUCAGUGAGCCCAACUGAAGAGGAGCUUCAGCUAUGGAAAUCGCUCUUCUUUCAGGCCAUACAGCUUCUGUCAUCCUUUCAACAGGAUCCUUCGUCAUUCAGUAGUUUGAUAAUGAAACUAUCAGCCCCACUUGAGUUUGAUCAUAUAAAGAUGCUUGAUCUGGCCCUCGCUAUGGAUCUAUCUGCAGGACCUUUCCAUCUGAUGGUUCUGGGGCUCUUGGAGAAAGCCACUGCACCUGCACAUGUGGAACUACUGGCCGGGAUGCCAGAAUUGCUAUCUGCACUCGUAAAGCUCUGGCUUUGUGCUGAAGAUACUAGUGUUGCGCUCAAAUCGAGCAACCUGCUUUUGAAUUUCCUCAGGCUGUCAAAGAACCCUCCAGGAUCGAAGAUAGCAGAUGCACCUUUAACAGCUUAUGGUCAGGGACCCGUAUGGAAACGAAUAUUUGGCGAUCGGGACGUUUUUCGGUUGUUCUUCUCGAUUUGUAGCUCCCGUGAGAAUGUUCCACGCGAGAUCGAUCUCACUAAGCAUCAAAGAACAGUCGCCCAGGCAAGGCUCAUGGACUGGCUGCCUCAAGUUGGUGUCCUGGACUGGGAUACGUUAUUACGAUGUCACCAUGUUGAUGUUGUGACUGAUUAUGGGCUAGAGACUGGUGAUGGACUCCUCAAGUUUGUCGCGGAAGACAUGGUCAAUUACGAAGACGACAUACUGAUGCAUAUCAGCCUCAUAGACUUCUACACCACGCUCAUCUCAACCGUCACCAGAAGGACUACAGCUGACCUAAGUGUAUCGCUUCAAUACCUUAUCUCCCGUCGUCUACACCAUCGAGCAAUGUCCUAUUGGAUGGAUCCUAAUCCCGAUGACCAUUUACAGGGAAUUUACCUUACCGGACCUUCUGCUUCAUACAUCUCCCUCUACGCAUCUACCUAUCCGGAGCACUUCGAAGUAUCGAUGCUCUCCGAAAUCCACGCCAGACUCCAUCAAAGGCUCGAUGUUGGCCCCGGCGUCUGGAUUCGAUCAUCUCCGGUAAACGAACUCCGCAUUCUUUCCUCCCUGCCCAGGACCUCCAUCUUUCCAUCUCAUCCAGGCGCAUUCAUGACCGAAUCUGCUCUCGCCCUCGUUCCUACGUUGCAAACCAACCCCGACGCCCUCAACGCGCUCGCCACAAUUUUCCACGGACCUACGGAGCCUCGUCCUGCGGUCACAGAUAUGAUCAUGUCCUCGGAUCGCUGGGAUAUCGAAGCUGAAGCCGCGGCUGGCCUUUUCUGGCUGUACUACUCGACUCAUCCCUCACUUUUUAAGGAUCUCGUCAGGCAUGCCGACAUAGCCGCUCUCCCGCAAACUGCAUUUGCAGCUAUCAACCUGCUGCGCGCUAUAAUCACCGCGACAUGGACUCGUACAACACCCGACGCCACAUCUGCUUCAUCAGUGACCGUAACGGCGAGCUCAAGUGCCGCAGCGCAAGCCCACGUACGCGUAGUGACAUUUACAGCUGCGAAUAGAGAUAAGCCGGAAAGCGGACUUGAGACGCUGUUGCUUUUGCAAAAUUGGCAAGUGGUGGCACCAUACUUGUUCAAAAACAAACCUGUAGGCCACGUGAUGGACGAGGAGAGCACAGUGUAUAAACUUUCGGUUGCGCGGCACGGGCUUAUAGUUGCCAUCAAGGAUCAGCUGGAGUUGUUGAUGAAGGAACAUGGACACAACCCGGAAUGGGAUUCGCUACAUACAAUCCUGCUUCAAAAGCUGACUGCGGGUCCAAGGGAAGAGUGGGGCCCAGGUGUUGGGGAAAAGCUUAUUGCGACAAUAGGGCAUUGAAUUGGAGUAGAAGCAAAGCAAGCAGAAGGUAGACAUUAUCAUCAUCUUGUUAAGUGAGGGUCAACCCGCGUCCUUGUACUGAAGAGGUGUAGGUAGAUGUCAGUACACCCUCGUCCAGUGACGUACCUGAUUAGUUGUUCUUACGUUAACGGCGUAUUGACGAAGGGAGUGGCUUAGAUGUCUGCAGACGACAAUAUAUAUUUACACCUACUCAAUC